This is a messenger RNA of Osmerus eperlanus (European smelt), 957 nucleotides long. RefSeq names its product RING finger protein 222. The coding region runs from base 106 to 780 and encodes 224 amino acids. The transcript has a single exon. The record is from RefSeq and is a predicted model, not a curated record. NCBI's taxonomy places the organism in Eukaryota, Metazoa, Chordata, Actinopteri, Osmeriformes, Osmeridae.
GGUUCUAAAGUACGCACGUAAGUAAAGGCUUUGUCUUGUUCAACACGUUCUCGCCUCCACCCAUACAGGUAGGUCCAGGUGACAGUGGUGAAAACUCGUUUUCAAAUGUCCUGCUCACUCAGUUCCUUUAGGAUGAAUAUGCAGCCACUUGAGGGGGACGAUGCACCGGAGGACUCACACGAAUGCCCAGUGUGCUACGAGUGUCUUUCAGGCCUUAAGAGGACCCUGAGUUGCGGACAUGUUUUUUGCCAUGAUUGUUUGGUCAAAACCCUGGUCAGCGUCAACAAGGACUGCGGGAUAAUAAAGGAUAUGAUUAUAUGUCCCAUAUGCCGACACAUAACAUUCCUCAAAAAAUUGGAGGUCCUGGCUUCAGAAGGUACAGAAAAGGACGCAGAAGAGGGGCAGACUCUGGAGGUCCCAGUCCUCGCACCUACUGGAAACUUACAGUUCCAAAGCGCACGACGCGAUUCAAGAAAUACUGCACCAAAUGGAUUCAACUGGAUUGUGGGACGUCUUAGAAUAAUUGUGGAGAGGUUAAACAGACACAGACUGAUCAAACCCAGCCAAAUCGAUUCUCAGCUUUUCAUCAUUAGUGCCCAAGGUCGACCAAUGAAGGAGGAAGAUGCGCUGAGUGUUGUUACAGUGACCGUUCAACCCAACCGCAGGCAGCGGCGGCGACUCAAAAUUUGCACAACUUCGCGUUGUUUGGUCGUGCUGCUUCUGCUGUUUACCUUGUUGGCAUUGGUAGCAGCGACACUUCCUUGGGUUUUACUGGCAUAAACUAUUGUGGACAUUCGACUGAUAAGGCCGGCUGGCAUGAUAUAUUUAUUCUUUAAUAAUUGCACUAGACACACAACAAACACAGCAUGGUUAUUGCAACAAAGUAACAAAUUUCAUUGAUUUUGCUCAUGUUUGUAUAUUUUUAUUUUUAUAACAAAUUAAAAAUGGUGAUCUGAA